AAUCCCAAAAGAUUUGUUUGAAAAAUCGGUAACCUAAGACGUAGUCAACCGUCAGUGGAUUAGAGAAUUGAGCAGGUUGUUCAACUGUGACUUUUGAGGAAAGCAUAGAAGUAAAGGAGUUGAAUAAUUCAUAAAACAGCUGUUGAUUAAAGAAUAGUUGCUAUAGCAGGAGGAGAUCUCAUGGGUCAUCAAACCGUGUUUCGUUCCAAAGUUCAUUCAAAUUCUAUCAUUUGCCCUACAAAAUAGUGAAACCGAAUGCAGCUUAUGAACUUGUUAAUUGAUGAUAAAGAGGAAGAGCUUCAAACCAGAAAAACAAGGCUUUAUCAAGCAGCCAUGAACGGAACAGUCUCAAUUCUAUCACAAAUCCUUCAAGAAGAUCCUCUAAUUCUCAAUUCAUUCCCCGUAUCUUCUUCUUCCAUGCUUGAAACUCCUUUACACGUAGCUUCCCUUCUGGGUCGGCUAGAAAUCACGAAAGGAUUCUUGACCCAGAAGCCCGAGCUCGCUAAAUCACUGAAUUCUAGGGGGUCCUCACCUCUGCACUUGGCUGCGGCAAAAGGGUAUGUGGAGAUAGUGAAAGAGUUGGUCUUGGUGAACCCAGACAUGUGUUUUGUGUUGGAUCAUGAUGGGCGGAGCCCUCUUCAUUUAGCUGUGAUUAAAGGCCGGGUUGAAGUUUUGACUGAGUUGAUCAGAGCUAAGCCGGAGGCGGCUUGGGUUUUGACUGGUAGAGGAGAGACUUGUCUGCAUCUGUCUGUGAAUUAUAAUCGGUUUGAGGUGUUGAAGGUUUUGGUUGAAAGAUUGAAGAAAGAGAUUGAUCAGUUUGUCAACUGGAAAGAUCAGAAUGGGAAUACCAUUCUCCAUCUUGCCGUGGCCAAAAAGCAGAUUGAGAUCAUCAAAUAUUUGCUGAUCAAUACAGAAAUUGAUGUUCAUGCUCGAAACGUUCUUGGUUUAACUGCUCUGGAUGUCUUGCUACAAAGCCAAGAAGACUUGAGAAACAUGGACAUUAAACAAUGUCUUGAACACGGUAGAUCUUCAUAUAUCAAACACACAUCCUUAAGGGUACCGGUGACAGAUGCAGCCAGAACUACUUCAUCGAUUGCCAGGUUGCAGAAUUUGCCGACUAUCAGCAAAAACAAGCAGCCCAACAAGCAUAAACAAACAGACUGGCUAGCUAAGAUGCGAAGCGCAUUAAUGGUUGUAGCAUCAUUGGUUGCUACUGUGGCCUUUCAAGCCGGACUAUCCCCUCCUGGGGGUGUUUGGGCCAGCGAUUAUGUUGUAGAUUCGAAUGGCAACCAAGUGGAAAACCCACAUUAUGCAGGUCAAUCAGUAAUGGCAAGUAAUCUCCAUCAAGCAUACGGUCAAUUUUUGAUCUUCAACACCAUUUCUUUCCUUGCUUCCUUGAGCAUAAUCCUAUUACAGGUUAGUGGAUUGCCUCUAAGACGACAUCGGUGGAUGUGGACUCAACUGGUCAUAAUGUGGAUUGCCAUCAGUACUCAAAGCAUAACAUACUUCAUUAGUUUUGUUAAUUUGAGUCCUGGUCGUCUGAAAGGUACCCUCAGCCAUGUGACUAGGAUUUCAGUUCUAGUAUGGUUCUGUCUUAUGGGAGUUGUAUUCAUCGGUAAUGUCAUUAGAGGGGUUCUCCAUGUGCUUAGAAAGAAAGGAUAUGUUAAGGAAAAAGAGAGGGAACCCACAAUUGCAGAAGAGGAGAAUGAUGAGCUAUAAUGAUGAAGCUCAUCAUUUAGGUAAAUAUUUAAUAGUACUAGUGAUCUGUAUAAGAACUGUUUCCGAAGCAAGUAACUGAAAGAUGUUGUAAUAUUCUUGAAUAACACUAAUCCACUCGUCGCGUGUCAUAUAUGGUUCUGGGACUAAAUUACAAAAACUGUUCAUCUAA
This is a messenger RNA of Coffea arabica (coffee), 1888 nucleotides long. RefSeq lists its product as uncharacterized. The record is from RefSeq and is a predicted model, not a curated record. NCBI's taxonomy places the organism in Eukaryota, Viridiplantae, Streptophyta, Magnoliopsida, Gentianales, Rubiaceae. Gene Ontology annotation, molecular function: protein binding. Gene Ontology annotation, cellular component: plasma membrane.